Zingiber officinale is the source of this 1318-nucleotide messenger RNA. RefSeq names its product annexin D3-like. The coding region runs from base 68 to 1159 and encodes 363 amino acids. Gene Ontology annotation, cellular component: cytoplasm. The transcript has 6 exons. NCBI's taxonomy places the organism in Eukaryota, Viridiplantae, Streptophyta, Magnoliopsida, Zingiberales, Zingiberaceae. Gene Ontology annotation, molecular function: calcium-dependent phospholipid binding; calcium ion binding. The record is from RefSeq and is a predicted model, not a curated record.
AAUCUGCAUUUAUUGAUGACUCCGGGCAUAUAGAGUGAGAGAGAGAGAGAGGAGAGAGAGCGGAUUGAUGCCUGAGAGCUGCGGCUGCGGUUGCUGCGUGCUCGAGUACGCUCCAUCGUUGCAUCUUUUCCUCGACAGAUUCAAUCCCUUUCUCCAUUUGUUCAAUCUAGCAGGCGCCCAGCGACUUGGUGGAGAAGAAAUGUCCACCAUCACUGUUCCUGCUUCUUCCCCUUCCCCUGAUGAGGACGCCAACAAGCUAAGAAGAGCCUUCCAAGGAUGGGGGACGGACGAGAAGACGAUUAUUGAGGUAUUAAGUCAUCGCAACGCCGCACAGCGAUUGGCGAUAGCUGAGGCUUACGCUCGCCUUUAUGGGGAGUCACUACUCGAGCGCCUCCAUUCCGAACUCUCUGGAGACUUCAGGAAAGCAGUGAUGCUAUGGACGAUGGACCCUGCAGAAAGGGAUGCCAAAUUGACAAAUGGGGCACUUAAAAGAACAGGGGACAGCCAUCUUUGGGUGAUCAUAGAGGUUGCAUGUGCUUCAUCACCUGACCAUCUGAUUGCUGUGAGGAAGGCAUAUUGCUCUCUUUAUUCUUCCUCCAUCGAGGAAGAAGUUGCUCACAGGUUCUCCACGGUAGAACCUCUCAGCAAGUUGUUGGUGUGUCUGCUUACAUCUUAUAGGUAUCCUGGUGAUCAUGUCGACAGCGAGUUGGCUAAGCAUGAAGCAGCUCAGCUCUCUGAUGCAGUCAAAAGUAAUCAAGUAGGCAAUGAUGACGUUAUUCGCAUACUUAGCACAAGAAACAAGUCACAACUUGUGGAAACAUUCAAGCACUAUAUUGAGAAUUAUGGGAAACACAUUGUUGAGGACAUUGAAGUCAUUGAUAAAAGUCAGUUCGCAAGAGUGCUGAAAACUGCUAUCUGGUGUCUUGCAUCCCCAGAGAAACACUUUGCUCGGGUUGUGAGAACAUCAGUUGUCGGGCUUGGAACUGAUGAAGAUUCUCUUACGAGAGCUAUCGUUUCACGAGCAGAAAUUGAUUUGAGGAAGAUCAAAGAGGAGUAUAAGAUCCAAUAUAAAACCACCUUAAAAUCUGAUGUAAUUGAUGAUACCUCGGGGGAUUACAUGAGGUUCUUACUUGCCUUGGUUGGCUCUGAAGACAUAUGAGAAAGAAAAAAAAAAGAUUUGUUUCAGAGAAAUGUGAAGUUUGAUGUACAUACAUGCUUAGUUAAUAAAUAAGGUGUGAAUCAUUGGUUUGCUUAUAGACAACGUUGUGAGAAACUUUUUAGACAUUUGGAAUAAAAGUUAAUUGUGUAUUGAACUUCA